CGUAUCUAAUGGUGUAUUGUGUGUUGAAUAUUUUCACGAUUCAACCUCAUGCCGUGAUUUGCUAAUUGGUGAACAAUUUUGAAAUGUGCUUAGAUUAGUAUAUAAACACAUAAAAUAUCUAUCUUUUGUCUCUAACCAGGUGUGGACUACACUAACCAGGAUCUGAAAAGGAACUUUGAAGCCCUUGCCAGUGUUGACCUGCUGAGUUCACAUGGUCUCUCCAAUGACCCCAUGCCCAUCAGGGAUGAGGAGAACGGUCAUGGCACCCGCUGCGCGGGUGAGAUAGCCAUGGAGGCGAACAACUCCUACUGUGGGGUGGGCAUCGCGUUCAAUGCCAGAAUAGGAGGGAUCCGCCUGCUGGGCGGCCCUGUCACCGACGCCAUGGAGGCCGUGGCCCUCACCUUCAGCCCCAACCUCAUCCAAGUCUACGUGUGCUCCUGGGGGCCCCCCGACAACGGCUCUGAGCUGGGGGGCCCCGGCCGCCUCGCCCGUCGGGCCCUCCAGUGGGGAGCGCACAAGGCGAGCUCUCUUCUACUGUGGCCCCCGCACUGGGGCACCCGGACGUCUGGGGUUUACACAGGCUGCACGUCUCAGUCACGCCCAUCCAGGCAGGAUCUGUAA
Gadus macrocephalus (Pacific cod) is the source of this 621-nucleotide messenger RNA. RefSeq names its product neuroendocrine convertase 1-like. Gene Ontology annotation, molecular function: serine-type endopeptidase activity. Lineage: Eukaryota; Metazoa; Chordata; Actinopteri; Gadiformes; Gadidae. Bases 232 to 621 code for a protein of 129 amino acids. The record is from RefSeq and is a predicted model, not a curated record. Gene Ontology annotation, cellular component: Golgi membrane; trans-Golgi network. Gene Ontology annotation, biological process: peptide hormone processing. The transcript is spliced from 5 exons.